Molecule: messenger RNA, 519 nt
Organism: Nematocida minor
Lineage: Eukaryota; Fungi; Microsporidia
Exons: 1
Coding region: 1-519 (172 amino acids)
Source: RefSeq, a predicted model, not a curated record
AUGAAUAGCAUACAGAGCAUGAGAUAUAUAAAGAUAGUAGGCAUUGUUUUAGUUGUUUCUGCAGUCAUGAUGCUGUUGGUUUACAUUUACAACCCAGUUAAAAAGGGCUUUAGCAAGAAAGCAGUUUCCUUGAAAAAAGAAGAGGAUAAUGCUAUCGAUAAGGUAGAGAGCAUGAAAAGGGAGAAACAAAGUGCAGAACAAGACAGGGCGCCAGUAGUAGAUAUUACAGAGCGUGAGAAAGAAGAACAUGUUACUAGUGAGAAUGAAAAAAACUUGGAGCAUCUUGAAGCAUGUAUUAAAAACAUGUCCAAAGUACAGAUAGAAAAAAGAGAGGAAUGGCCAGAAGAUAAAAUAGCUAGGCUAGAACAGUGCUAUUAUGAUAUAUGCAAUCUUUUAGAUAUAAUACGCCCUAUGAAUAUUACAACUAAUAUUGGUGAGGGAUUAGGUUUGUCUCUGGACAAUCCUGAGGUAAGAAAGAAGGUUACAGAAACUCAAAAGCACAUAGACUCUCUGGACUGA